Molecule: messenger RNA, 2360 nt
Organism: Cladocopium goreaui
Lineage: Eukaryota; Dinophyceae; Suessiales; Symbiodiniaceae
Source: the annotation of a GenBank genome assembly
AGGCGGCGCAAAUGGCCAUGCAGAAUGGGCAGCGUCGGCUAAAACUCAUGCAAGGGGUGGUCAACAACAGUACCGCUAAGCGUGAUCGCACCGAUGUGACCAAAACGCCGUCUACCCAGGUGACCCCCGAGAAUGUGAAGAAGGGUGCAACGUCUGAUGAUUUGCAGCCCCGGGCAUUGGAUUUUUCAACUACAGGUGGUGGCAAUCCAGGAGGCGUGUCCUCUAGCUCAUCGGGGGAAACUGGUGGGAAUAAUGCCUUGAAGGCAACAGUGGCUACGGCAACUGCUGGUGGCAUCAGCAUUUCUCAAAUGCAAGCCAUAGCAACACCACAGAAGGUGCCUGUCACGACCGACCCACAUCCCCAAGCAACCCUAGACGACACACUUGUGGUUGAUGAUGACAACAUGGAAACACCAGAGCCUGUGCAUACCAGCAAGUCGCCUGAACCAGCAGCAGAGCAUUCCCAGGGUUUUGACAAAACACAGCAAACUCCCAAGACAAGGGCUUACUUGGCUUGCAUGCAACGAAAGUCCACUGAUGACCUUUCACUGCCGAAGACACCAGAACAUCCCACAGCAGAAGCAGCUCCAGUGAUUGUCACCCCAGUGGCAGCAAGACCAGCUCACAGCACACCAGCUGUUGUGACUCCAACGCCACCUGUUGUUGCACCUGCACAUGUGUUGACUGCAGCACCCGGCACAGCAUCAGCAGAAGCACCGCCUGGCAGCACGGCAGUGGCACCAGCUCACAUCGCCCCGGCAGCAACACCAACACCUGUUGUUGCACCCGCACAUGUGUUGACUCCAACACCUUUCACAGCAUCAGCAGAAGCACCGCCUGGCAGCACUGCAGUGGCACCAGCUCCCAUCGCCCCGGCAGCAACACCAACACCUGUUGUUGCACCCGCACAUGUGUUGACCCCAACACCCGUCACAGCAUCAGCAGAAGCACCGCCUGGCAGCACGGCAGUGGCACCAGCUCCCAUCGCCCCGGCAGCAACACCAACACCCGUUGUUGCACCCGCACAUGUGUUGACUCCAACACCUGUCACAGCAUCAGCAGAAGCACCGCCUGGCAGCACGGCAGUGGCACCAGUUCACACCGCCCCGGCAGCAACACCAACACCUGUUGUUGCACCCGCACAUGCGUUGACUCCAACACCUGUCACAGCAUCAGCAGAAGCAUCGCCUGGCAGCACGGCAGUGGCACCAGCUCACAUCGCCCCGGCAGCAACACCAACACCUGUUGUUGCACCCGCACAUGUGUUGACUCCAACACCUGUCACAGCAUCAGCAGAAGCAUCACCUGGCAGCACGGCAGUGGCACCAGCUCCCAUCGCCCUGGCAGCAACACAAACACCGUUGGAGCCCGAACCCCAGUCACCUGACCCCCGCUUGCUUCAGUUUUGGUCGAGGUUCAAACGGAGCCCCAUGUCCAGGGAGCCUCUGGUACGCCCACUGCCGCCACCCACAUUGAACCUACCAGCUCCAACAGAAGCCUUGUACACAGUACUUGAUCCCCUCAACUGGAAACACCUGAUUCGAUCCAAUGUUGGACACCGCUCUGACUGGAGAUCAUGUUUUGUGGUGGCUGCAUACAACCACAACACAAUCUUUACCUUUGCGAAUGAGCGAGGUGAGAUUGAUGGAACCCCUCAGGUGUCAGAUUUCCCACUUGUGGUUUGCAAAGGGGCCUUCCCAACCGAGCCCAUUGCAGUUGCAGCCCCCCACCUUGUCCCAGCAGCAGCAGCGACCACACUGGGGAUGCCAACCCCUGCACCUCUGGCAAUGACCCCACCAGCCAUUGUGGAUCGGGCAGAUCUACCGGCGACAGCAGAAGCAGCAUCAGCAGCAGCACCACCAACUAUUGCCUCUGCAGAAGUUGCAUCAGCUUCACCGAUGCCUCCAUCCCCAGCAGUGGUUGGAACACCUGCAUCCCACCCUGCACUGCCAGUGACACCAGGGUCGGAAUCUGCCACGGCACCACCACAAGCCCCACCCUUCACACCAGUUGUGGAGCAGCCAACACCCCCCCAGCCGCCAGCACCAACACCGCAGCCGUUAGUACCACCCCCACCCCCACCCACACCACCUACAGCUCGCCUGGCAGAAAAUUCCGCAGAUGACAGGGCACAGUACAUGAAAUUUCACAGGAGCGUCCGACAUCCCACAGCACCCAAGGAAGUGACCCAGAAGUUCCACGAAGCAUCAAAGGACAAAGCAAAGAUGAGGGCUUUGUUCCAAGAAUUUCAAAGAUGCAACGGGGACUGGCUGUCCAGCACCCUUGUGAUCCGUGAUUCCCAGACUACAACCAACACCCAGGGUGGUAAGGAUGGAUACCUGUCAAAGGCUGACCCUUAG